AUGACGUUGCUUCAAUCGUUAACAACAGCGCAUUUGGCGAGACAAGGUUCCAUGCCGAUUCAGACUUUUGCACUAGGUGGAAGUUCCUUGCCGUUUCCGAACAUUUUGGCGGUGGACUCCUAUUCAAUAGUGAUAACAGAUCAAUACACUGGCAUAGGCCGACAAUCUAGCCAGCAACAAUCAAAUGUCGGAUCAAGCCUAUUCGGAGAAAGAUCAAGUUAUUUCGGGUCUUACAGGAGCCCAGGGUUUCAGACGCCAGCAUUUGUUCCACCACCAGGGAAUUUUACAUUUGAUGGACGUCAAUUACCUCCAUUGUCUCCUCAAUACGGAAUGCCAAUGACAGCAAUUGCCUUAUUAGGGAUUCCAAACACCAUGGCCAGUGAGUCUAGGAACUUAACAGAACAUCGCGUUUCAACAGCAGCCUCCACCAAGGUAACAUCAGCAAGGGUCAACAAUGGUUUAACCUCAGUUAAUUGGACAAGAAGGAGCGCCCAGAAUAGCAUAUGGACCAUAGGGGACGUUGGAAUCAGGUGUACAGAACGGCAAGCUGGUCAGAAUGUACAAGGGACCAAUGACCGCCGCAUUAUACUGUAUCAAAAUCGAGUACCAAGAAAUAACAAUGCAGCCGCAAAUUUGACUGAUCUACACAUACACCAAGGAUCUGGCAUUGUGGUUGCUGACCCGCUAUUGGAAGACAUAUUGGAAAUCAGAAUGUGGGAAAUAGACACAACCCGCAUCAACAACGUUUUUGGGGCCAAGGAGGUGGUCGUCAUCGGGUCUAUCUGCGGAAUGAAGUUCGACAGGAACCAGAUGCAACAACAAAUGGUAACCAGUAACAAGAUUUUGAAGUAG
Molecule: messenger RNA, 852 nt
Organism: Oldenlandia corymbosa var. corymbosa
Lineage: Eukaryota; Viridiplantae; Streptophyta; Magnoliopsida; Gentianales; Rubiaceae
Source: the annotation of a GenBank genome assembly